AUUGGGUUGUAUUCUUUUACCGAUGAAGGUGGGCCUUUACUAAUAUAACGAGUAGAUGAUUGUCUGCAGUGAAUUUACUCGUCGGUGAACGCAAAAAUUGGUUAUGUCUUAAAACACGUGCAAUAUAACCCUUUAAUUAGAAAAUGGUGUCGAGAUUAUAUACUGUUUCAUAUAUAUGUGCAAUUUUGAUGUGGGUUUGUGUCAGUGCUUCUAGUGGAAAUUCGGAAUUUAACUUCGAACAGGAUCUGGAUACAUCAUGUUCUCUAAAGCAGUUUCAGUGUGCUGAUAAAAAAUGUAUUCCCAUAUUUUUCUUGUGUGACGAUGAGAGAGAUUGUGAUGAUGGAUCUGAUGAAGAUCCCAAAGAAUGCAUGAGUAAUGUAACGUGCUCAAAAGAUCAAUUCCAAUGCAACAGUGGCAAAUGUAUACCAAGUUAUUGGCAAUGUGAUAAUGAAAAAGACUGCAAUGAUGGUAGUGAUGAAAAUGAACAAAUAUGCCAAAAAAAAGUUUGCAACUUAGACGAAUUUACCUGUAGAUCUGUUCCUGGAGAAUGCGUUCCUCUUACAUGGAUGUGCGAUGAUAAUGCUGAUUGCUCUGAUGGAAGUGAUGAAAAAUCAUGUAAUGAAACUUGCCGAUCUGAUGAGUUUACUUGCAAAAAUGGCAAAUGUAUUCAGAAACGAUGGGUUUGUGAUCUAGAUGAUGAUUGUGGUGACCAUUCUGAUGAAGUGAAUUGUCCUAACAUAACGUGUGCAUCAGAGUUCCAGUGCUCUUAUAAAUUUUGUAUAGCUGCUAAGUGGAGGUGUGAUGGAGAGUAUGACUGUCCAGAUGGAAAAGAUGAACAAGGAUGUCCAAAGCUUGAUAAAGUAUCGUUUUGCCUUGAAGAAGAAUUUGAAUGCGCAGAUAAAUUUACUUGUAUUAAUAAACGAUGGUUGUGUGAUGGUACAAAAGAUUGUCCAGAUGGUUCUGAUGAAGCCCCAGACAACUGUCUGAAUAUUACUUGCAGGGUUGACCAAUUUCAAUGUAAAGAUAGAUCAUGUAUUGUUGGACAUCUUCAUUGCGAUGGUAAGAAGAACUGCCCAGAUGGUAGUGAUGAAGAAAAUUGUGAAUUACCAGCACCAAAAUGUGAUCCAAAAACUCAUUUUGAUUGCGGAGGUGGUCAAUGUAUUCGUUUUGCUCAAGUUUGUGACGGUCGUCAAGAUUGCCCCAAUUGGGAAGAUGAGCCAAAAGAUCUAUGUGGUGUCAAUGAAUGUAAUAAGGAUAAUGGAGGCUGUACACAAAAAUGCGUGGAUACCCCUGCUUCAUUUUACUGUGAUUGUGAAACUGGUUAUAAACUUAUAGAUAACAGAACAUGUAAAGAUAUAAAUGAAUGUGAAAUUCCUGGUACCUGCUCUCAGUUGUGUAUAAAUGACAAAGGAGGUUAUAAGUGUGAAUGUGAAACUGGUUAUAUGAGAGAUCCUAGAGAUUUAACAAAAUGCAAAGCUAUAGAAGGUCAUGCAUCACUUCUAUUCGCACGUAGAAGAGAUAUUCGUAAAAUAUCCUUAGAUCAUCAUGAGAUGACUAGUAUUGUCAAUGAAACAAAUUCAGCAACAGCUUUAGAUUUUGUAUUUCGAACUGGAAUGAUUUUCUGGAGCGAUAUCACCGACAAAAAGAUUUACAAAGCUCCAAUAGAUGAAGGUAAUGAAAAAACAACGGUAAUUACGAAUGAUAUUACAACAUCGGAUGGAUUGGCUGUAGAUUGGAUAUAUAAUCACAUAUAUUGGACAGAUUCUGGAAAAAAUACUAUUGAAUUAGCAAACUUUGAUGGUAAAAUGAGAAAAAUAUUAAUAAAAGAUGGAUUAGAAGAACCCAGGGCUAUAGCAUUAAAUCCUAUGGAAGGUUGGAUUUUCUGGACAGACUGGGGUACCAUUCCGAAAAUAGAACGUGCUGGAAUGGACGGUUCCCAUAGACAAACUAUUGUAAGUUAUGAUGUGAAGUGGCCUAAUGGGUUAACUCUUGAUUUAGUAAAAAGAAAAGUCUAUUGGGUUGAUGCUAAGCUUAAUACAAUUUCCUCUUGUGAUUAUAAUGGAAGGAAUCGAAGACUAACAUUAUUCUCCACUGAAGCUUUAAGGCAUCCGUUUUCUAUAACAACCUUCGAAGACUGGGUGUAUUGGACGGAUUGGGAUAAGGCAGCUGUUUUCAAAGCCAAUAAAUUUACUGGAAAAGAUGUUCAACCAGUUACAUCAACAGAAAUGAUUCAGAAUCCUAUGGUCAUUCAUGUUUAUCAUCCGUAUAGACAACCAGAUGGAGAGAAUCAUUGCCAAGCAGUAAAUGGCCACUGUUCUCAUUUGUGUUUACCUGCUCCUCAAAUCAACAAAAUGUCUCCAAAAAUUUCUUGUGCAUGUCCUGAAACACUUCGAAUGUUGAAAGAUGGUCUCACCUGUGUUCAGGAUGAAACAGUUACAACAUCUACCUCGAAUUCCGUGAUAUAUCCUGAAAUAACCACAAUGUCUUUUGACUCGAAUCUUGAAAACCUUACAACUAGCUCGUACUCAGUGACCUCGGAAUUAACAUCCGUAGAAUCGGUUUCGAUUAGUACAAUAAACAAAUCACACCCUAAUACAACACAGUCUGAGAAUGCUGAUGGUGUUUUAGCGGGUAUUACAAUUAUGAUAUGUUUUAUAACUUUUUCUUUCGUUGGUGGGGUGAUUUACUUCAUAUACAGACAUUUAAAAAAUCGCAACAUGACAUCAAUGAACUUUGAUAAUCCAGUGUACCGAAAAACCACAGAGGAUCAAUUUUCUUUAGAGAAAAAUCAGUUCCAGCGUCAGACGCGACCAUAUUUAAGUACUGUGGGUGAAGAGGCGCAAGAACCCUUAACAAAAAUAUAUCGAACUGAUCCGGCUUAAGAAUUGUUGGGAAAUAUUCUUAGUCCAAUUUUUUCCUUGUAUCUAAAAAUCUUACAAGGUAUUUUCAAAUCUCUAGUUUUAUAAGACUGACUCAAUGACAUAGUUCUUAGAGAAUACUCAUUGAUGUAUGCUCACAAGGUUGCCUCUUAAAAUUAACUCGUUAAAAUCUCUGUUCUAUUAUUUUCUUCGAAGUUUAUUUUGAAAAUUAGGAAAAAAAGCAAUCUUGUAAAGAAUUAGAGUUUUGAAAAGUAUUAUUAUUAUAAUUUGUAUUAAAUUCAUAUUGCCAUUAAUAGUCCAAAUCAAACUUUUCACUUAUAAAAACAUAUGCAAUAUAUAAUUAUAAUAAUUAUACUUCAACCUAGUGUCUCUUACCAAAGUAUAGAAUAAACAAAGGGCGUUGCGUACAAGAUGUAUACUUGAAUUAUAAUAUUUGGAACAUUAUUAUUUUAUUGAAGUAAAUCUUGAUAACAUUCUAAUAAUAUCAUUUAUUUCAUUUUAGAUUCAAAAUUAACCCGACUUAAUGUACCUUUAUUUAAUUUGUACGCUUAAUUUUUUGCUAGUCUAAUUGUUUUUUUAUUUUUUAAUUUGCCAAUUGAGGGUAUGAAGCAAUAAUAGUGAUCAUGAAGCGUUCAAAUUAUUAGGGUAUACAAAUUAUUGUAUUAACAAUGCAGUUUUUAUUGCGAAGAAAGGCCUACAAUAAAGUUUUUUCUGUCAGCUUAUUUAUAUACUGAAAUAGAUAACAAUUUAAGUGUGUAAUUAUUAAAACAUUGAAAAACUUGAAGAUAAAAGAAAAUGGGUAUCGCCUUAAAUAAUAAGUUGAAUUAGGUCAAUUCUUUGUGACAGCGAUAAAAUUUAACACUUUAAUAAUAGAUGAGAAAUUAAUUAUACCAAUCGUUAAGUCUUAUAAACUUUUAUUUAAAAAUGAAAGAUCAUAGAAUAUAUUACAUAGUAGAUAGAUGACAGAAGUUUCUUGUUGAAAUAUUUUAUUCGACUAGUGAAAGAUGAACAACUGUCCUAUAUGUCAUUACCAAAAAUAAACUUUAUUGAGGACUCUCAGUUUAUACUUAAUUCGAUUUAAAUUAUUGUUGAAAAGAAAAAUGAUUUAAUAUUAUUUUUAUAGAGGUAGCUCUGCUCUUUUCGGCAUAAUUUUGUUUGUAUCAAAAUGAGAAAUUCAAAAGAGAAACAAAAAAUAAUAUCUUUUACAAAUCAGUGAUAAUACUUUUCACAUAGUAUUUGGUGAUACACAUAAUAUUUUACCGUUUUCACUUUUUCACUAAUGAUCUCAACCAUUAUUCUGUGAAAUAUAGAUGAAAGCUGUGGCCAUUGUUGAUUCUUGUUAUGAAAGUCUUCUUAAAUAUUCAUCAUCUGAUGGUAGCCAUAUUUGACACUCUUGUCUUGUUCAUCAUUAAGCAUCCCUAAUCACCCUUCGCCAAACCACACCUUCACACGUCACCUUCAUGUUUUAAUUGCAAAGAAUCUACAUUACUUUGAAAUGAUAUCUGUGGUAUUUGAAAAUAUAUCGAAAAGAAUAGUGAUCUCAAGUGUGAUACAAAAACUAAGAAACAAGUGUUACUUCUUUAAUUGUACUUUUCUGGCAUCCCAUAUUGGAACGUAUUUUUUUAGCUUUCCUUAUUUCCCAUUUGUUAAGUUAAGAAAUUGGGAUUUAGUCAAUUUUUGUAUGGUUGUACUAGGCAAAUAUUUGAAACUAAUAUAAAGACACAUUAAGCUGGGUUUACACUAUAUAGCUAAAGAGUUAUGUAACUAUAUAUAGCAGAGCUAUAUAUAGCUCCGCUAGAUAUAGCUUUGCUAUAAGUAAAUUUGAUUCCAUUUCGUGUAGAAGAGCUACUUAUAGCUUGUGAGAAACUGGAGUGUUCAGUUCCGAGCCAUAUACCGAAGAAGAAGGUAGUUCUUGCAGCAGCCGAUUCUUUCGCCGCAGCUACUGUGAGAUUUUCAACAGAGAAAAUAUGCUUAAAUUUGCUAUAUAGCCCUGGCUAUAAAUCAGACUUCUGGUGUCACUUUUUGAACUUUUGCGGAGCUACAUAGCUGUGCCACAUGUCGCUCUGCUGCUACAUAGUGUACUUCUUGCUUUAGAGUCAUUUCUGUAAAUACAUCUGUUAUUUUGUUCGAAAUUGAUAUCUAAUAUUCAUCAAACUAAAACUUGAUGUUACAAUGAUAAACUAAUAUGAAAAAUAAAAAAAAAUAUUUAAUAACUCUGUGAAUUAUUUACUGUGAACUCAUUUAUAUUUGGGCGGAUUCCACAAAAUAAAGGUUGACAUAAGUAGCUCUUUUGGAUUUCCAUUUUUAUAAAAUAUUCUAGAACAAUUUAAUCAAACCCACAUUUUGAUAAGUAAUAUUUAUUUAAACAAUAGUUCUUGCAUAACUUAGUAAAUGCCAUUUAAUGUGAUUUUAGUGUAACUUUUUAGUUUGUUCAGAUGUACAUAUUUUUCAUGUAUAAAUUUUGAAGAAAUUGUUUUUACAGAUUUCGAAAAUGUUAUUUAUAAAUAUAUUGUAGACAAUUUUCCUGUACAUUAUUAUUUUAGAAUAAAAUCACUACGCAUCCCAUUAUUUUUGUAAAAUUAGUGAAAAUAAAAUCAAAACUCAUAAAUUUGUAUAUUUUGUUUGUUAUAACCUGUCAAACUUGCAAAAUACCUCGUAUGUUUUUUAAUAUAUUUUGUAUAUAAAAUUUUAUUUAUUUAUUUUAUGUAAUUUGUUAUAUGCAUUAGAAGCAUUCGGCACUAAUCUCAUUUAAAUUGUAUAGUCUAUUUAUUUAAUAAAAAGUUUGGCAGAUAUUAGAACAAACGCCAUAUUUAAUCGAACUUAAUAAUAUUUAUAGCUCUAAUACUCUGUGAUUCCUUUUUAGUAUAAUUAUAUAAAUAGGUAAUGUUUUUA
This is a messenger RNA of Diorhabda carinulata, 5771 nucleotides long. It is a transcript of the gene LpR1, whose product is annotated as very low-density lipoprotein receptor-like. NCBI's taxonomy places the organism in Eukaryota, Metazoa, Arthropoda, Insecta, Coleoptera, Chrysomelidae. Gene Ontology annotation, molecular function: protein binding; calcium ion binding. The record is from RefSeq and is a predicted model, not a curated record. Bases 144 to 2882 code for a protein of 912 amino acids. The transcript has 14 exons.